Abrus precatorius (Indian licorice) is the source of this 2352-nucleotide messenger RNA. RefSeq names its product glutamyl-tRNA reductase 1, chloroplastic-like. The coding region runs from base 292 to 1911 and encodes 539 amino acids. NCBI's taxonomy places the organism in Eukaryota, Viridiplantae, Streptophyta, Magnoliopsida, Fabales, Fabaceae. Gene Ontology annotation, molecular function: NADP binding; glutamyl-tRNA reductase (NADP+) activity. The record is from RefSeq and is a predicted model, not a curated record. The transcript has 3 exons. Gene Ontology annotation, biological process: tetrapyrrole biosynthetic process.
GAGGAAGAGAGUUGAAGAGUGUGGAUAUAACGUGUGCCACACCCGCCAAUCAGAACUCCCUAGGAAGAAAUCGCAAUCUCUCAAAUCAAACCCAUACACACAUAACCCUUUCUUUUGUAUCAACGCCAGAACACAAGACGCAGAGCAGAGUGAGAGAGGAGGGUCAAACUAAUUACUCACUCAAUUUUCCCUUUCUUUUUGCUACUGCCCCUCCUCUCUCUUUCAAUUUUCUCCACCUACCCACCACUUUGUUUCUCUCUUAAUUAUAGGGUUAGGGUUCUGACGCACCCAAUGGCCGUUUCAACAACUCUCUCCGGUGCCAAAUUGGAGGCUGUAUUGCUCCAAUGCUCUUCUUGUUCUUCUUCUUCAAGGGCAUCAUUCCCUGCUACCCAUUUAUCAGUUCUCCGCACAAACAGAAGGACCCUCUUUCAGAAAGGGGCUAUUCGCUGCGAUGUUCAAUCCUCUGAUGAAAUUCUUAAGAGGGAUGGUUCUAACACUCUCUCCGCUCUUGAGCAGCUCAAGACUUCUGCAGCUGAUAGGUAUACAAAGGAAAGGAGCAGCAUUGUUGUCAUUGGGCUCAGUGUGCACACUGCACCUGUGGAAAUGCGUGAAAAACUUGCCAUUCCUGAAGCAGAAUGUCCUAGAGCUAUAGAAGAGCUGUGUAGUCUUAAUCAUAUUGAAGAAGCAGCUGUUCUGAGCACCUGUAACCGAAUGGAGAUAUAUGUUGUUGCUCUGUCCCAACACCGUGGUGUAAAAGAAGUCAUGGAAUGGAUGUCAAAAACAAGUUCCAUCCCUGUUUCAGAGCUUUGUGAGCACCGGUUUUUACUGUACAACAAAGAUGCCACGCAUCAUAUUUUUGAAGUAUCAGCUGGUCUUGACUCUCUUGUUUUGGGAGAAGGUCAAAUCCUUGCUCAGGUUAAGCAAGUUGUCAAAGUUGCCCAGGGAGUUAGCGGCUUUGGGAGAUACAUAAGUGGGCUAUUCAAGCAUGCAAUUACUGUUGGGAAAAGGGUUAGAACUGAGACUAAUAUUGCUGCUGGGGCGGUUUCUGUGAGUUCAGCUGCUGUUGAAUUGGCCUUUAUGAAGCUACCUAAAGCCUCACAUGAUAACGCCAGGAUGUUGGUUAUUGGUGCUGGCAAGAUGGGAAAGCUUGUGAUCAAGCAUUUGGUGGCAAAAGGUUGGAAAAAGAUGGUUGUUGUCAAUAGAACUGAGGAGAGAGUUGCUGCGAUUCACGAAGAACUGAAGGAUGUUGAGAUAAUCUACAAACCCCUUUCAGAAAUGAUCACCUGUGCUGGUGAAGCAGAUGUAGUCUUCACCAGUACAGCAUCAGAAAACCCGUUAUUCUUGAAAGAUCAUGUGAAGGACCUUCCUCCUGUAAGUCAAGUUGUUGGAGGUCGUCGCUUUUUCAUUGACAUAUCUGUUCCUCGGAAUGUGGGUUCGUGUGUCUCAGAUCUUGAGUCUGUGCGAGUUUACAAUGUUGAUGACCUCAAAGAGGUUGUGGCUGCCAAUAAAGAGGAUCGCGUGCGAAAAGCAAUGGAAGCACAGGCAAUCAUUGCUGAAGAAUCUAAACGAUUUGAAGCAUGGAGGGAUACACUGGAAACUGUUCCAACUAUUAAGAAAUUGAAGAAUUAUGCUGACAGAAUCAGGGUUGCUGAGCUUGAGAAAUGCUUAGGUAAGAUGGGUGAUAAUAUAUCAAAUAAAACUAGGAAAGCUGUGGAUGAUCUUAGUCGGGGUAUUGUGAAUAAGUUGCUUCAUGGUCCAAUGCAACAUUUAAGGUGUGAUGGGAGUGACAGCCGGACUCUAAGUGAGACACUAGAGAACAUGCAUGCUUUAAAUAGGAUGUUCAACCUUGAGACUGAAAUAUCCGUUUUAGAGCAGAAAAUUCGAGCGAAGGUUGAAAAAAACCAGAAAUGAAAUCCGACACCAUACAUUCAUGAUACAGAUUUAUUUCCUUCAUCAGAAUAAGAGGAAACACACCCUUUUAGGAUUAAUAAUCAUGUUAUAUUUAGUUGCAUAGUUUAAACAGCUGGAAGUCUCCAUGGGGGAUCUUCAAUUGAUUGUUGUGUCUCUGCGUUCGCUUGGCCUAAGUCGUUUAUGUUUUUGGGUCAUGUUCUUCCGCAGCCAACUGGCUUUGUAUUAUAGAAAAUCAAGUGUUUGAUGAAUUUUGUAUUUACCACUAAUAAAAUUUUCCUAAAAUGUGUCCCCUGUAUCAGGAAUAUUAAUCGUAAGAAACAUUGAUAUCGCCGCUGUCCAAUUCUGUUUCUUCUAUACUAGAAGACAAGAUUGGUUUUGUAUGUUCCAAGUUUUUUUGGGUACUGGUUUAUUCCCACAUAUGGUUGCUCAUUUUAACUCUUC